UCUCCACCUGCCCGCUCGAGCUCAGCGCCGCGAGGGGCCGCCGGGCUAGGGGGCGCCUGGGCUGAGCCCCGGUGAGCCCGCCGGGCGGGCCAUGGGCGACCGCGAGCGCAACAAGAAGCGGCUGCUGGAGCUGCUGCAGGCGGCGGGCACCGGCAACGCGCACUGCGCCGACUGCGGGGCGGCGGAUCCUGACUGGGCCUCCUACAAGCUUGGCAUUUUCAUCUGUCUGAACUGCUCCGGUGUGCACCGCAACUUCCCAGACAUCAGCAAAAUUAAAUCCGUGAGACUUGACUUCUGGGACGACAGUACUGUGGAGUUUAUGACCCACAAUGGAAACCUCCGUGGGAAGGCCAAGUACGAAGCCAGAGUCCCUGCUUUCUACUAUGUCCCCCAGGCCAACGACUGCCUGGUGUUAAAGGAACAGUGGAUUCGAGCUAAGUAUGAAAGACAGGAAUUUAUGGCCGAUGGGAAAUCCAUCUCACCCCCAGGUACCCGAGAAGGGUUCCUGUGGAAGCGAGGAAGGGACAAUGCCCAGUUCCUGAGAAGAAAGUUUGUCCUCCUGUCAAAAGAAGGCCUCCUGAAGUACUACACUAAAGAGGAGGGUAAAGGCCCCAAAGCUGUCAUCAGCAUCAAGGAUUUGAAUGCCACCUUUGAGACAGAGAAGAUAGGGAACCCCCAUGGGCUGCAGAUCACCUACAGGAGAGAGGGCCACAUCAGGAACCUGUUCGUGUACCACGAGAGUGGGAAGGAGAUAGUGGACUGGUUCAAUGCCCUCCGUGCUGCCCGUCUGCAAUACCUAAAAACAGCCUUUCCUGAGUUCCCGGAGUCUGAGGAGCAGUCUGCCUUCUGUGGCCAAGGUAAUGGUGAUCCUGAGAACUUCAUUAUGGUCAUCCUCAGACUUGUGGGGCACCCAUCUACAUCUCUCAGCUCGUGCCCCUCAUCACCAGGAAGUACCUCAAACAAGGCUUCAUGGAAAAGACUGGUCCAAAGCAGAGAGAACCUUUCAAAAAAAGGUGGUUUGCCCUGGAUCCCCAGGAGCGGAGGCUGCUCUAUUACAAGAACCCACUGGAUGCCUUUGAACAGGGCCAGGUUUUUCUUGGGAGCAACGAGCAGGGGUACGGAGUCUACGAGGACCUGCCCAAGGGUAUCCGAGGGAACCGCUGGAAAGCCGGCCUCACGAUUGUCACCCCUGAGCGGAGAUUCAUCUUCACCUGCCCCAGCGAGAAGGAGCAGCGGGAAUGGCUGGAGAGUUUUCAGGAUGUCCUCUCCCGCCCCUUGACGCCCCUCAACCUCCUCACCGCAUCAUCGGAGACUGGCCACAGCAGCAGGUGACCGCCCGGCUGAGGAGCUGGCCACUGGUCACGUGGAGCUCGUGGUAGGAAGGGCAAGUUCUCACCUCGGCCUUGGUUGUCCCGCAGCAGUGCCCCGCCGUCAGCAGCCAUGGCUGGCCAUGACUUCUGCCAAGACUGAAGCUUUGGCCUUUCCCUGCUGGCUCCCUGGGCCUUCCCACUGUCCAGCCCCGGCGGAGGGGGGGCGGGGAGGUCUUGGGGAUCUAGCCCAUGACCUCAAGGCCCCGGACCUCUGAAUUGAAGACACUCCAACAAAGAGCCACCCACUGUGUCAUGCGAGUGGCAUGUUUGCUCAAAGAGAAAAAAAGUUGAUUCUGGAUCUAACCAUGAGGAAGUAAUCAGACAAAUCCACGUGAGGGAAAUUCUAUGAAAUGGCUGGACUGGACUCUUCAAAAGUGUCAGUAUCAUGAAAGAUAAAGUAGUGAGGAAACUGUUCAACAUUAAAGAAGGCGAAGGAGGCAACAAAAUGCAGUUCAUGAUUCUUGACUGGAUCCUGGAUUUUUAUGCUUUUUUUUUAAGAUUUUAAUUUUUAAGUAAUCUCUAUACCCAAUGUGGGGCUCAAACUCACGACCCUGAGAUCAAGAGUCACACGCUUCACUGACUGAGCCAGCCAGGCUCCCCCCUGGAUCCUGGAUUUUUUAAAAAGCAGUUAUAAAGGACAUAAUUGACAUACCUGGGGAAGUUUGAAUAUGGAUGUAUAUUAGCUAAUCAUGUUGUGAGACUGAUAACUAUGUUGUAUUUGUGUAGAAGAUUGCUCAUUGUUCUUGGUGGGUACAUGCUAAAGUGUUCAGGGGUAAAGUGUAAUAAUUUUUAGUCUACAGCUGACUCUUAAAUGGGUCAACAAAGAAAAAGUGUAUGUGUACAUGUAUAUAGUGUGUGUGUGUGUGUGUGUGUGUGUAUAGAAGACAGGAAGUGUGUAUACACACACACACACAGGGAGAGAGAGAGAAAAAGCGAGCCACUAGCAAAAUGUUAGCGACCGAAGAAUCUAGACGAAGUAUAGAUGGGUCUUUGUUGUCCUAUUGGUGCAAAUUUUCUAAAGAUUCAAAAGUGUUCAAAUUAAACACUUGGAAGCUGGAGGAAAUUUUUAAAGAAACACCCACUCCCACUCUUCAAAAGCAGUGUGUUCUCUACAUGAAUCAAAACAGUUCUUGGGAAAGUCUCGUCUUUGUGCACAUUUUAGAAGUGAAAACCCAGAGAAUACCAAAAAAAAAAAAAAAAAAAAAACC
Molecule: messenger RNA, 2578 nt
Organism: Callorhinus ursinus (northern fur seal)
Lineage: Eukaryota; Metazoa; Chordata; Mammalia; Carnivora; Otariidae
Source: RefSeq, a predicted model, not a curated record